AUGCAUCGCUCACUCUUUUGGGGCUCCUGCCUCUCCCUUUUCCUCCCUCUGUGCAUUCUUUCAAUCAGCUACAUCGCCGGGACCUCAGCUCUUCCUCAAUAUGCUCCUCCUGGAGCACAGGCGACGAACGGUCUCUACAGCGAUCCUGGAAACUUCACAGGAACUUGUCACGAUAUCAACUUCGACGACAAUCAAUGCGUUCUCUCGGCAAAGUGCAGUGCUAGUACUUUAAUGGAGCGUGAAUCAAAGCUCAACCUAAACAAAUGCUUGUUCUACGCUAAAUUCAAGCCGGAUUAUGAUAAAGACAAGGAUGGUAAAGUCGCCAACUACAAUGUGGAUCAGCACAGGUUCAGGCCCGGAAGCUUCUGCGACAAAAGCACUUGCGAGAGCUGCCGUCUCGCGGACGGUUGGACCGAGAUGGGUGGGCCGAAAGGCUCUAUUUACCUCGUCUGUAAGUGUAGGAAGACGGUCGGCGAUCCCGCUACUCAGGAAGUCAGUUCAUGGAUUUGGAACGAGAUUUUCAACACGAAUGGAGAUCUCACGUGCUUCGGAGAGAAAGGCGUGUGACAUAGUGGAUGGAUUUCUUGUUGUCGAAGGAAGCCGCGUUCACGGUGCAGGAUCGCAGUGGCCAAGUGUCUAGAGCUAGGUAAUAGUGGUUAAGAGUGCCUGGAAGGAAGGCGGAAGGGAAUCUGAAAGGAAGGGGCGAAGAAGAAUGGCGUGAAAAAGCAGUUACUUUGGGAAUAGAG
Molecule: messenger RNA, 746 nt
Organism: Neurospora tetraspora
Lineage: Eukaryota; Fungi; Ascomycota; Sordariomycetes; Sordariales; Sordariaceae
Exons: 4
Coding region: 1-567 (188 amino acids)
Source: RefSeq, a predicted model, not a curated record